UGCACUGUAAUCUAAAACCUACUCUCACAUAUCGCGUAUUCAACGAAAUGUUUAUAUUCCUACACCUCCGAGUAUAUUCGGAGCCGGUACGUUCCGAGAAACUACCGCGGAAUAUUUUGCAAAGAUGUCUCGCUGGUUUUACUGGUUUUUUGUGGCAUUUAUCAUCGUCGCCGGCGAGUUGACCUGCGUUGCGACUACCAGUGAGGAUCAGUGCAUCGAUUACUACAAAACUGGUGAAGAUUUCGACUUGAACCUGUUAGUCGGCGACUGGUUCGCCGUUUACUACUGGCCACCGCUACAGAGGCAGAGAGGAAAAUGUGAAAUGAUAAAAUUUAGUACAAUAAACUCAUCGGAAAUCGGUUGUGCUGCCGCUAAUGUGCCGUCUGGAUCAACAGUUCUCAAGUCGACGUACAAGAACAGCGCAGAUAAAAUACGAGAUGUAUUUUAUUACGGCGCGGAGGAAGUCAAACAACAAAUUCGUGAUUGUAAUCGCGUUUCCAAGUACAUAUUCAUAGACUUGUUUGAAGGAUACGUCAUGGGCAUUAACUGUUCUUCGGAAGGACGCGGGAUUCUUUUGGCAAAGACGCUGCCGACGAACGAAGACUUACAGUCAGUUGUUGAGGACAUACCUGUAAUGACGGGACGGUUUGGGAGCCCUGAUUGUUCACUUGCCCGCUAGACUUUAAUAAUGUGAAUUAGAAUUAAGAAAAUAAGUACCUAUUUCGUUCUUUAUUAAUGUUAAUUAGAUGACUAAGAACGGGGAGAAUUUUUGUACCUACAAAUAUUGUUAUUAAUAAAACAUAUUUUUGUUUA
Maniola jurtina (meadow brown) is the source of this 813-nucleotide messenger RNA. RefSeq lists its product as uncharacterized. NCBI's taxonomy places the organism in Eukaryota, Metazoa, Arthropoda, Insecta, Lepidoptera, Nymphalidae. Bases 125 to 679 code for a protein of 184 amino acids. The record is from RefSeq and is a predicted model, not a curated record. The transcript has a single exon.